Molecule: messenger RNA, 1716 nt
Organism: Toxorhynchites rutilus septentrionalis
Lineage: Eukaryota; Metazoa; Arthropoda; Insecta; Diptera; Culicidae
Exons: 1
Coding region: 1-1716 (571 amino acids)
Biological process (GO): DNA integration
Molecular function (GO): nucleic acid binding
Source: RefSeq, a predicted model, not a curated record
AUGGCCGGUCAGAUCCUGAAGGACGAUUUGUGGUGGCAUGGUCCGAGCUUCCUCAAAGACCCCGUCGAUUGUUGGCCCGAGUGUGUGGUUUCGACGCCAGAUGCUCAGGAAUUACAGACAGAAACUCAGCAAGUAGUUUCGCUGCACAGCUUCAUAGUCGAUUCGUCGAUAUUCGAGCAGUUUUCGGAUCUUGGUAGAUUGGUCAAAGCCAUAGCACGCUGCUACCGAUUUGUUAACAACACUAAACUACCAAAAGGUAAACGAAAGAAUGGAAUGCUUUCCCCUGUGGAAUACGAACACGCACUCAAGACGCUCGUUCGUCAGGCCCAACGUGCGGCCUUUCCUACCGAAGUUCGACUUUUUGAGAAGAAUCAACAAGCAGUUGAACCCAAAUUCGCGUCGAAAUCACCACUCAAGAACCAGAAUUUGUUCAUGGAUCAGUUCGGGUUGCUCAGGAUCAGUGGAAGACUGAGAAAUUUCAACGCACCUUACGACACUCGUUUCCCGAUACUGCUACCAACUGAUCACAGACUCAGCUGGCUGAUCGCUCGAUCCAUUCACGUCCGCACACUGCAUGCUGGUCCUUCGUUGCUGCUCGCUACCAUACGUCAGCGCUUCUGGCCACUCCGGGGUCGACAACUCGCACGAAAGGUGGUACGCAAAUGUGUAACAUGCUUCCGGUGUCAGCCGCAGCUAACUCAACAAAUCAUGGCACCGCUUCCGUCUGUUCGUGUAACGCCUGCUAGAGUUUUCGAACACUGUGGGAUGGAUUACUGUGGGCCGUUUCUCGUGCGUCCGUUGAGUGGAAGGGGUGCGUCGGUGAAAAUGUACGUCGGUCUUUUCGUGUGCUUAGUGGUGAAGGCAGUGCACCUUGAGGUCAUCGCAGAUCUCUCGUCGAAUUCGUGUAUUAACGCCGUUAGAAGGCUCGUCGCGCGUCGCGGUCGAGUGCGUGAACUACACUGUGACAACGGCACCGCAUUUGUCGGUGCAGACCGAGAACUCCAAUCGCUACGCAAGGAAUUUCUUCGUCAAUUUGAUUCCGAGGACUGGAGGACCUACUGUUCAGAGAACGGAAUCACAUUUCGUUUCAUUCCGGCUCGAUCACCGCAUUUCGGCGGGAUUUGGGAGGCUGGAAUCAAAUCGUUCAAAUUCCAUUUUCGUCGCAUCAUGGGCAACCGUUCCUUUUCCGUGGACCAGUUCCUGACCGCAGCUGCCCAGAUCGAAGCCGUCCUCAAUUCUCGUCCUCUGUCGCCACUUUCCGAUUCUCCCGCUGAUUACUCCGCCUUGACGCCUGGACACUUCCUUAUUGGAGAACCACCCUUUUCCAUACCCGAACCAGACUUGACCGAUUUGAACCCUAACCGACUCUCCCGUUUACAGGAGAUGACACGCUCAAUCCAAGACCUUUGGCGCUGUUGGAAACGGGAUUAUGUCAGCCAGUUACAGCAUCGAACGAAGUGGAAACAGUCGUCUCCUGAUGUCCGCACUGGUCAGCUUGUGCUCCUCAAGAAGGACUACUGUCCGCCGCUACAAUGGCCGCUUGGGCGGAUUGUUGAAGCCAUUGCUGGAAAGGAUGAAAGAAUUCGUGUGGUCGUUGUCAAGACUGCUAGUGGAGAAUAUAAACGAGCGAUCACGGAGAUCGCUGUACUGCCGAUUGAUCCUGAUGAAGAAGACAACACCGUGGCUGGACCAGGUCCAGUUAGAACGUCACCGUAG